AUGGCCGCCAUAGACUCCUCGUGGACGCAGGACGACGAGUCCAUCGAGCUCGCCACCCCCGACUUCCACUUCGACUGGCUCAAGGACAGCCGCAGCCGCGAGCACUCCCCGGCACUCCCCUCUCCCCAGCUCGCCCAGCUCUCGCUCUCCUCGAGGAGCCCUCCCCCCGACUCUGCCACGCCGCCCCACCCGCCCUUCCAUUCCGCACGAUCGUCCCUGUCUUCCGCCAAUGUGGCGUCGCUGACGGACAGCUCGACAAUAUCACCAUCUUCAUUCGCCCCUACCCCGCCAGUCAGCAAUAUACUCAAGAACUCGCGCUCCUUGUCGCAACAAAACAUCUCUGGGUCAGGCGGAAGUAGCGCAAACUCUGGGAGAAUAUAUGGGGGCGCCCGGAAGUUUCAAAGAGUCGUGUCUGCCCCUGUUCCUCCCAGGCAAGAGGCCAAAAUAGAUCAAGAGCCUGAGACCUUAUCGGGAACGUCAGCAAAUGCGACCAUUCGCCCCAAUCUGACGCACACGUCGUCCGCAUCGUCCGUCAAUACACUUCCUUCUCAUUCGCGACCCAGCACCGUAACCCCUGCGGUUGACCGCACACUACCUAAUGCAAGGUCGACAACAGGCCGGAGGAUGGGCCUCUUGGCCAAGUUUGGAGGACCAGCAAAGCGACGGGUGGAUGCCAAUGACGAGGCUGAGCUUGCUGAAGGAGAUGAACUGCCAGGUGUCAGGGAGGAAACCCCGCCUUUGAUAGACUCUCCUCCUCAAAGAAGAGGUAGUGCUGAUCGAGGUGCUCCGGUGACUUAUCCAUCACUACCUACUGCCGAGCGAACGCAGCCAAACCCCCCACUCAAAGGCUACCGCUCUGCACCGCUGGCGCAGGGCUCGACGAGCAACUCGACCAUUCGCGAGGUUGAUGUGUCACAAGGACGGCAGCCGAUCAGCCGCGUGGAGAGAGAUCACCGAUCCAUAGAGCGCCACCCCGAACCAAUCGCUGAAGUGCAGGAGGACCGUCCCUUCCGUCCCUUCGGCAAGCCGUCCGAGCCCCCAGCGAGGCGUGGUGUUUAUCCAGAUCCCCGGCAACCUACGCAAAGAUCGGCCCAUCAGCAUUCACUGUCAGAGGCACCGCCUGACCCACCGAGAUCCGCACCGCCUGCGCCAGCCAGGCAGAUUACGCCGCCGUACCCUCCACUCCAUGCCGGUCGCCCAGCGCCGAAUAUUGAAGCGCGCCACGACUACCCUUCUGCUUCACAGGUACCACAAACAGCACCGUUACCGCUCCACUCUCUUCCCGAACAACCGGUCGCACCGCAACCAGUGGCACUCCAGCCAAAGUCUCUAUUCCACGUGAAUAAUGUACCAUACGAAAGAUUGCAGCGUUUGGGAAAAGGUGGAUCAUCAACGGUCUACUCUGUACUCUAUUCAGCACCCAAAAAGAAGAUAAUCUACGCACUCAAGGUCGUACAACUGGAACGGGCCGAUGCCGAGACCUACCAGAGCUAUACCAACGAGAUAGAUCUUCUCAAACGACUGAGAGGACACGCUCGCGUGAUCCAGCUCAUGGAUCACCAGAUAACGUUCAACCAGUACAAUCGGCCACACCGGCUGCUUAUGGUCAUGGAAUGCGGAGAAAUUGAUUUUGCUGCCCUGCUGGACGAGCAACGUGGCAAGGCCAUCAAUAUGAACUUUGUCGGUCUCUACUGGGAACAGAUGCUGGAAGCUGUGCAGGCAGUACAUAGAGAAAACGUGGUCCACACAGAUCUGAAACCGGCCAAUUUUGUGUUGGUAAAGGGGCGACUGAAGAUUAUUGAUUUCGGCAUUGCAAAAGCUAUAGCAAACGAUACGGUCAACAUUCAGCGUGAUCAGCAGAUCGGUACCGUCAAUUACAUGUCUCCAGAAGCGAUUCAGCGGAUGAACAAUCAAAAGGUGUUGAAGCUGUCAUAUCCCAGCGAUGUCUGGUCCCUAGGGUGUAUCUUAUAUCAGAUGAUAUACGGUUCCCCUCCUUUCCAGCAUAUCACCGGUGGUCCCUUGGCGAAGAUGGGUGUUAUUGCCGAUGCCAAUCAUCGCAUAGUCUAUCCCGAGAUUGCCGUCCCCAAGACUGCUGUCGGCUUUGGCCUCGAUGGACACCCUUUGGACCCAGCAAGUUUGGCGGUGCCCGUCAGCCCGGAAGCGAUCGAUUCGAUGCAGAGGAGUCUAGCGUACAGGAAGGAACAUCGAUUGACUAUACCAGAGCUGCUACAGCACGAGUUUUUGAAACCCAAAAUCAGAGCUCCUGCGCUUCCUGCGGGCACUACGCCUAUAACGCAAGAGCAGAUGGAACGUCUUGUCAACUUUAUCCUGACAGAACAUGGACUUCCCGAUCUACCGGAAGGUAACCAUACCGCCGAGGAUCUGUUCUCUCAACUCCAAGCGCAAAACUCGUUAUCUCAAUAA
This is a messenger RNA of Cryptococcus wingfieldii CBS 7118, 2424 nucleotides long. Its product is annotated as TTK protein kinase. The coding region runs from base 1 to 2424 and encodes 807 amino acids. The transcript is spliced from 10 exons. Gene Ontology annotation, cellular component: nucleus; kinetochore; spindle. Gene Ontology annotation, molecular function: protein serine/threonine/tyrosine kinase activity; ATP binding; protein serine/threonine kinase activity. Lineage: Eukaryota; Fungi; Basidiomycota; Tremellomycetes; Tremellales; Cryptococcaceae. The record is from RefSeq and is a predicted model, not a curated record. Gene Ontology annotation, biological process: meiotic spindle assembly checkpoint signaling; chromosome segregation; mitotic spindle assembly checkpoint signaling.